UCCCGCCACACAGCAGUCGCAGUGCACCGCUUUGCUUGUUGCCUGUUGGUCUUGACACCUCCCCCUCCUAUCUCCACCACCAACCUCUCUCCGACAGCAACCAUGGGUUACGAGGCUCCCAAGGGUGUUCCCACCGUCUUCGACCCCAGCUUCACCGGCGUCGGCCAGAAGCCCGGUCUUGAGAUCUGGCGCGUGGAGAAGCUUGCCGUCGUCAAGAAGAACAAGGACGACAAGGCACACAAGGGCGAGCUCCACGAGGGCGAUGCCUACAUCAUCCUCCAGACCAAGGAGGUGCAUGGUGCGCUUCAGCGCAACAUCUUCUUCUGGCUCGGCAAGGACUCCAGCCAGGAUGAGCAGGGCGUGGCCGCGUACAAGACGGUCGAGCUCGACCAGUCGCUCGGCGAUGAGCCCGUGCAGCAUCGCGAGGUGCAGAACCACGAGUCGGACGAGUUCCUCGGCCUCUUCAAGAACGGCCUGCGCUACCUCGAGGGCGGUGUCGCCACCGGCUUCCGCCACGUCGACCGCGACGCCUACGAGACGCGCCUCCUGCACAUCAAGGGCCGCCGCAACAUCCGCGUGUCCCAGGUCAAGCUCGACCCAAGCAGCAUGAACGAGGGCGACGUGUUCGUGCUCGAUGCCGGCAAGGACAUCUUCCAGUGGAACGGCAAGGGCGCCAGCCGCGUGGAGAAGUCCAAGGCCCUCGAGGUCACCAAACGCAUCCGCGACGAGGAGCGCGGUGGCAAGGCCAAGAUCCACCUCAUCGACCAGGGCAAGGACGACGACUCCCUGUUCUGGGAGAAGUUUGGCGGUGGCGAGACGCCGCUGUUCAAGCAGAACUUCCCCGGCUGGAAGGAGGCCAACGCCCUCCUCCCUGGCCAGACCGGCAUCCGCAAGAAGAAGUUCAUCAAGCGCCAGUUCUCUGCCGCUACCCUUCACAGCGCGGGUGAGCGCCAGAAGGCGAACCUUCCGGAUGACGGCAAGGGCAAGCUCGAGGUGUGGCGCAUCGAGAACUUUGAGAUGGCGCCUGUGCCCAAGGACCAGCACGGCCACUUCUACUCUGGCGACUCGUAUGUGAUGCUGUACACGUACCUGCGCAACAGCAAGGAGGAGUACAUCAUCUACUUCUGGCAGGGCAACAAGUCGUCCCAGGACGAGCGCGGCGCCUCUGCCAAGCACGCCGUCGACCUCGACGACCAGUACGGCGGCGCCCCCGUGCAGGUGCGCGUGGUGCAGAACAAGGAGCCCCCACACUUCUACCUCGUCAUGAAGCAGUUUGGCGGCAUGGUUGUGCAUGAGGGCGGCCACGCCUCUGGCUGGAAGAACGUCGACGACAAGGACUCGUACGACACGGACGGCACCCGCCUGUUCCAGGUCCGCGGCACCAACGAGUGGAACACGCGCGCCAUCCAGGUUGACGAGGAGCCCAAGUCCCUCAACUCUGGCGACGUCUUCAUUCUUGAGACCCCGCAGAACGUCUUCCUGUGGUACGGCAAGGGCUGCACCGGUGACGAGCGCGAGUACGCCAAGCAGAUUGUCAAGCGCGUGUGCCCCAAGCGCGGCGCCAGCUUUGAGGCCAUCACCGAGGGCCAGGAGCCCAAGGAGUUCUGGCAGGGUCUUGGCUGGGACAUUGACACACAGGGCCGCCCCACCUACGCCGAGUUCAAGGAGCAGGCCAUCCAGGAGUACCACGAGCCCCGCCUGUUCCAGUGCAGUAACGCCCGCGGCUACUUCUACGUCGAGGAGAUCUUCGACUUUGAUCAGAACGAUCUGAUUGAGGACGAUGUGAUGCUGCUGGACACCUACUUUGAGGUGUUUGUGUGGAUUGGCCAGAACGCCAACCCCGAGGAGAAGAAGGGCGCGCUGCAGGCUGCCGUCGACUACGUCAAGACAGAUCCCUCUGGCCGCACCGUCGACGACACGUGCAUCAUGCAGAUCAAGCAGGGCUUUGAGCCAACCAACUUCCGCUGCCACUUCCACGCGUGGGACGACGACAUGUGGUCCAAGGGCAUGAGCUACGAGGAGCUCAAGGCCAAGCUUGGCAGCGAGGUUGAGGGCGUCGACGCCAUGGCUGCGCUCGACGAGUGGUCUGGCAACAAGAAGUACCCCUAUGAGCUGCUGCGCGAUGGUCCCGUGCCGGAGACGGUCGACGUCACCGCCAAGGAGCAGUACCUCGAGGACGAGGAGUUUGAGAAGAUCUUCAAGAUGACGCGCGCAGAGUUCAACGCCCUGCCCAAGUGGAAGCAGAACGGCAAGAAGAAGGAGGUCAAGCUCUUCUGAGCAUGAGGAGAAGAGAAAAGGGACUCCGUGUUUCUGUCUACUCUUUGUUGUGCGUCUGUCCUUGUCGUUGUGUCCCCUGACUCUGCCGCUUCACGUUGCGAUGCGCUGACAUGAAGUGGGCGAGAGUGUGCUUUUGCGUGUGGCCUGCUUUAUCCGUUCUCCCCGAGCGCCAGCGCUGCUGCUGUGCCUUGCCAUUGCGUAUGCUUUUUCUUGAUGACGUGCUGCCGUCCCACACAGCACUCCCAUAGAUUCUUUCAUCAAACAGAC
This is a messenger RNA of Salpingoeca rosetta, 2544 nucleotides long. RefSeq names its product villin-1. The coding region runs from base 103 to 2277 and encodes 724 amino acids. The transcript has 6 exons. Gene Ontology annotation, biological process: actin filament severing; barbed-end actin filament capping; actin polymerization or depolymerization. The record is from RefSeq and is a predicted model, not a curated record. Gene Ontology annotation, cellular component: actin cytoskeleton; cytoplasm. Gene Ontology annotation, molecular function: phosphatidylinositol-4,5-bisphosphate binding; actin filament binding. NCBI's taxonomy places the organism in Eukaryota, Choanoflagellata, Craspedida, Salpingoecidae.